AUGGAGGCAGGAGUCCUCUGGCUCCUAACAGGACUCCUCUUGCUCCAGGGUUGCGCUGCUGCUGCCGUCCAGUCCCCAGAUUAUGGAGAGGAGAGGACAGGUGAGAGCUUGACUUAAGGAGCUGGGUGCCCCCGGGGGGGGGAGGGAAGCUGGACCAUCCUCUCUUGGGUGCUGAGGAGGAGCUUCCUUCCCCAUAGAGUAGGUCCAGCACCAGAGGGAGAUGUUUUCAUUUAGAGAAAAGGUGAGCAGGAGGCAUAGGAGAACAAGAAGCAACACGAUAGACAUUUAUAAGAUUCCUCCUGCCACGGAGGAAGUGGAGAGAGGUCUUUCUCCCUCUCUCCUAGAAUUCGUGGACGAUGUUUCCGUUUUACUUACUAUAUGCAUCUUACACCCCCCCACACCAAUUUCCCCCUUUUCUUCCUAAUGUCUCAACAAAUGAAACUGAUUUGUAAAAAUGUUACAUGGGGGGAAAAAUACGAGAGAGACAUUGCAAACACUUUUGUAAAUCAAGAAAAUCUUUAAUAAAAAAAAUUAAAAUAAAAUAAAAAUAGGACUCGUGGACGUCCAAUGAAGCUGCAUGUUGGAAGUUUCGGGACGGGUGAAAGAAAGGAAUUGUUUGCACAUUGCAGAGUUAAACUUUGGAACUCCCUUCUGCAGGAAGGAAGCAGCCACCAACAGAGAUGGCUUCAGAAGAGGGUCAGACAAAUCAUGGAGGAGGAGAGAGGGAGAUGGGUGGGCUCUGGAGACAGCAAAGCUUCUGCAUCCCAGUUCCUGCAAAACUGCCGGGGGGGGGCUCCUGUGUUCGAAUCCUGCUUGCAUGUUUCCCUUUGGGGCACCUGGUCAGCCACCAUGAGAACACAAGGCUGGACUAGAUGAGCCCCCUUUGGCCUGAUCCAGCAGGCUCUCCUUGUGUUCUUAAGGUGGGGGUUUGGGGUGGGGAGGGGGCUGGAGUUGCAGCAGCUGUGCAGCCCAUGGAGCAGAGCAGAACCAGCCUGUUUUCCCCCUUGGGGCAGGAAUGUGCUCCUUGGCUCCCCACCAGCUGGGCCUGCAAUGCUAGCUGGGUCCCCUGCUCCAGGCCGCCAUGGGGUGGCUGAGCCAGAGAGGCCCCUCCAAGAUCAGGAAAGCAAGGUGGGGGAGAGGGGGGGAGUGGUUGAGAGGGAUAUUCUUCAGGACGCACCUUAAUAAUAAUAAUUAAGCCCAUCGCCCAGCCCUUCCCAGCUAGCUUUUAUGAGCCAGGAUGGGGAAGGAUCCAGGAGACAGGUGGUUGGCUUCACUCGUCCAAGCAGCCUGUCCACAUCCUCGGAGGUAACAGAUUGGAAUUGAUCCCAUGCAACUUGACUAGACAGGACUCUAGCACUCUCCUGCCCCAACCCUGCUCCCACGGUGGCGUCUACCUCUUCCCGAAUCUGAGCGACUUUAUCUGCAAAAAACUUUGCAAAAUCAUUGCAGGAGAUCAUGUGGCCCGUACUGGGCCCCGAUGUCGCAGGUGGUUCCGCUAAAUUGCGAACCACCUGAAAGAGUCUCCUGCUGCUGUUUUCUGCAGAUGCAAUAGAGGCAGUGAAGAAAGUCUUCUUCACCAUUGCUAUCACCACUUGGUGGGCUCAACAUUGAGCUCUAACCCAUGUCUGGUUGGCUUCAGAAUGAGUUAUCCACCACCGGCACUCUAGCUGUCUCAGCGAUUGUUUCAUUACCCUCAGAUGCAUGGAAAACCAUGGGGCUAUCUGGGCUUCAUGCGGUCGGAGAGGGCGCUUUGGAGCCAAACAGUCAAUAGCCCUGGUUAACUCCACAUUCCAGUGGACCACCAGGGAAUCUUGUUAUGGCUACAGCUGACAUCUAUGUCAAAAGCUCUUUAGAGGGACAAGCGUUCGUGUUAUCAGCCCACAUACUCAGUUGCAGGGAGGUCAGAAAAGGAGGUUUACUUAUUUUGAUAUACUUGAGACUAGAAUAACGAAACCUGAGGGCAUUCCCACUACAGAUGGAGUAACGUCCCUUCGAGCCCUCAAGUCCGGCUAAGAAUCUGGUGUGGACUGACAUGUGAUAUGAGACAUCUUUUUUUGUGGGGGGGAUACGAUGGCAUCUGUGCAAAGCUUGGAGAGAACAUCCCCUCUUGUAUGGAUGGGGGCAGCCCUGCUAUUAGGCAGAGUGAGGAGGCUGCCUCAGACGGCAGGUGCUGGUGGGGAAGGUCAGGGAGUGGUGGCAAGAAGGCACUGAAGGGCAGGGCUGGUACAUGCCACCCACAGCAAUACAGUGGUACCUGGGGUCACGAACUUAAUUCGUUCCAGAGGUCCGUUCUUAACCUGAGGCGCAUCUUCGCUAAUGGGGCCUCCUGCUGCCGCCGCACCGCGGGCACACGAUUUCCGUUCUUAUCCUGGGGCAAAGUUCUCAACCCAGGUACUACUUCCGGGUUAGUGGAGUUUGUAACCUGAACUGUUUGUACCCCAAAGUGUUUGGGGGUAUUGCUGGAAACCGCAGGAGGGGAGAGGGUUCUUGAACUCUGGUCCCCUCGGGAGGUCCGGUUAGCUCAUGCGAGAACAAGAUGCUGGACUAGAGGGGGGCAGUGGCCUGAUCCUGCAGGCUAUGUCUAUCUAGUCCAGAGCUUCCCAAACUGUGCAUCACGACACAUUAGUGUGUCAGCUGCAGUGCGUAGGUGUGUCACACAAACGCUCCCGGCGCUUCUCCUGGGUCCGGAAAGGGGUUAGUUUAACCUCCGGUUUGCUGGUAAAACUGAAUUACUGCAUCAUGAAAUGAUUCGUGUCUAAAAAGUGUGUCACGAACAUGAAAAGUUUGGGAAGCUCUGAUCUUGUCCAAUCGCCUGCAGUGCAGGAAACACAGCCAAAGGAUCCCCAAAAGGCUUCUGUAUGUGGAACUGGGAGAGGCAGCCAUCUUCUCCUUCGCCUCGGGCGGCAAAAUAUCUUGGGCUGGAUUAAUGGACAAACGGCCUUCUGCCCCCUUACACCUUCCCGGGGGGGGGGGUGCCCACCCUUCAAAUGCAGAGCCCAGGACUGGCAGGGAGACGGCCUGGAUCGUGCUCACACCCAGCUUCUUGGGUUCUCAAUCGUCUUUCUCUCCAUCUCUCUUGCUUGCAGGGAAGGAGGGAUUCUGCCCCGCCUCCCCCAAUGGGCUGUAUGACCCCCCCUGCAAGGUGGACUGUGAAGCGGACAGCGAGUGCCCCGGGGGGAAGAAGUGCUGUGAAUUUGCCUGCAGACACGUCUGCCUGCCUGCCAGCCAAGGUACCUGUGCUUUGCCAGCCACUGGUGAAGCGUUUCAUUUACCUGCAAGAUCGCCUUGCCCAGAUGCACACCUUGGGCUGCUUGGAUUGGUGGAACUGGCACUAUUAUGAGUGCCACAUUGUACCCAUUCUGCACUUGUAAGAACUUGGUAUUUUAGUGUGGCAGCGCCAAACUUUGAGACUCCCCGCCUGUUGAUAUCGAGCAGAUGCAUUUAGUAUACCCUUUCUGGAAGCCACUAAAAGCAUUUUUGUUAGGGAAGCAGAUGUUGACAAAGUUCAUGCAAGUUUUAAUCUGUUUCUAGUCUAACGUCAUUUUAACUUUGUGAAUGUCUUAAAUUAUUGCUGCUGAUUCUUCUAAUGGUUUCCUUCCAGAUUCUUUCCAAUAGCUAAUAGUUUCAUUGUUGCUGUAAACCACUUGGAAGUUGGUUGGUUUGUUUACAAUCAAGAGGUGUAUAGAUUUUAUGAAAUAACAAAUAAAAUCUCAGCUCGAAGUUGGUGGGUGCAAAUGCACCCCGGAUGACAUGAGCAAAUCUACCCAUGUUUUCGGGAGACCUUUUGUUCCUGGGCCAGGGAGAGAAAUGGGGUUGAAUUUAAGUUGGUUCCUGAGCCCCAGAAACAGUUCUGGAGCAAAGUGCCCUCCCUUGGAACAUAACCAAGUGCCAAGAAGUUGUGUGUGCCUCUGGGCAUGGGCAGAGUGCCUUCCCUUCCCUGCUGAACAGCCAUAGUCAGAUCCCGACUUCUGGGCUUGGGGAAGAGAUUGCAGCAGGCCUGUGGCUCAGUCACUGUCCCAUUAAGAACAGAGAGAGGGGCUGUCCAGUCACCCCAUCGGACCGUGAGACCUUGCCAACCUCAAGAAGGGGCACUGGGUGGUACAGAGAGACAAGGCAGGGCUGUGCAGGCUGUGGGCAACCGGCGAUACUGCAAUGCUCCACUGCAGCCGAGGUGCUGUGAUUCCCACAUUGCAUGGGGUUGGACUAAAUAAUAAUAAUAAUAAUAAUAAUAAUAAUAAUUUAUUGCCUAUACCCUGCCCAUGUGGCUGGGUUUCCCCAGUCACUCUGGGCAGCUUCCAGCAAAGUAUUAAAAUACAGUAGUGUGUUAAACAUUAAAAGCCUCCCUACACAGGGCUGCCUUCAGGUGUCUUCUAAAAGUCUGGUGGUUGUUCUUCUCUUUGACAUCUGGUGGGAGGGCGUUCUACAGGGCAGGUGCCACCACCGAGAAGGCCCUCUGCCUGGUUCCCUGUAACUUGGCUACUCGCAGUGAGGGAACUGCCAGAAGGCCCUCGGCGCUGGACCUCAGUGUCCGGACAGAACGAUGGGGGUGGAGAUGGUCCUUCAAGUAUACUGGACUGAGGCUGUUUAGGGCUUUCAAGGUCAGUACCAACACUUUGAAUUGUGCUGGGAAAUGUAGAUGACUGUUGGGGUCCCCUCCACUCUGCAGUUCUGUGAUUCAAAGGCAGCAGCUGCCUGUCUUCAAAGCCUUCUCAGAUCCACCUCCCCAGCAGACCUUCCUUGGCCACAGAGUCCUGGCUGUCUGGCCUCCUCAAGAUGUCCGCCCUUGCUCAUUCUCUGCUUUCUCGUCUGCUCUCAGAGAAGCCCGGCAGCUGCCCGCCACCGCUGCUGAAGAAGCUCCAGGCGCCUUUGGUGUGCGACUCUUCCUGCACGGACGACGCCAGCUGUCCCAGUAGGCAGAAGUGCUGUGACUCAGGCUGCGGAAGCCAAGUGUGCAGGAUCCCCAUUGAAGGUAACGAGGAAACUGGCCCUGACCUGGGGCAGGACGGAGAAAAGAAAGUCCUUCUUCGUCCAGUGCAUAGUUAAACUAUGGAACUCCCUCCCACCAGAGGCAGUGAGGACCACCAACCUGAAUGGCUUCAACAAAUUACUGUAUUUUUCGCUCCAUAAGACGCACCUGACCAUAAGCCUCACCUAGUUUUUAGAGGAGGAAAACAAGAAAUUAAAUAUUCUGAACAAAACAGUGGGUGUAUGAUUUUUGUGGUUCAUGCUGUAGCCACAGACAUGAUAUGUGAUUUGACGAUGAGUUUGGGGUAGCCCAAUGCAAAAAUCCUGAGAAUCCAUGUGGAUCCGUGCUUUGUAACCAUGUUUUUGCGCCACAAAAAAAGUGGAUGCGUGAUUUUUUUGGUGUAGGGUAUAGCCAUGGACAUGCUAUGUGAUCAGAUGGUGAAUUUGGCUCCAGGGACCACACAUUCGCUCCAUAUCCACACAUUCGCACAGAUAUAUCCAUAUCCACACAUUCGCACAGAUAUUUCCCCCUCCUUUUUAGGGGGGAAAAAGUGUGUCUUAUGGAGCAAAAAAUACGGUAAUGGAGGAGAGGGGUAUCAAUAGCUAUGAGCCAGGAUGGCUUUGCUUUGCCUCCACAGUCAGAGGAAUCAAUACAUCUGAGUACCAGUUGCUGGAAGCUACAAGAAGAGAGAGGAUUUUUGGACUAUGCGGACCAUAGGCCUGAUCCAGUAGGCUUUUCUUAUGCUCUUAUUUGGGGCAGGACCAGUUUUAUUCAUGCAGUGCAGUUAAACUGAGGAACUCUCUCCCACAGGAAGCGGCAAGGACCUUCAACCUGGAUGUCUUUACAAGAGGAUUAGAUAGGCAUCUGGUUGGCCACAGGAUGUUGGACCAAAUGGGCCACUGGCCUGAUCCAGCACCCUGCUUUGUUUUGCUUGCACCCUGUUGACUCAAUGUCUCUGGCAGUUGUUUCAUGAAGGCUAUCAGUGGCUAUCAAGGAUGGCUCAGCUCUGCCUACAGGGUUGUUGUUGUUGAGUCGUUUCGUCGUGUCCGACUCUUCGUGACCCCCUGGACCAGAGCACGCCAAGCACUCCUGUCUUCCACUGCCUCCCGCAGUUUGGUCAAACUCAUGCUGGUAGCUUCGAGAACACUGUCCAGCCAUCUCGUCCUCUGUUGUCCCCUUCUCCGUGUGCCCUCCAUCUUUCCCAACAUCAGGGAGUCUUCUCUUCUCAUGAGGUGGCCAAAGUCUUGGAGCCUCAGCUUCAGGAUCUGUCCUUCCAGUGAGCACUCAGGGCUGAUUUCCUUCAGAAUGGAGAGGUUUGAUCUUCUUGCAGUCCAUGGGACUCUCAAGAGUCUCCUCCAGCACCAGAAUUCAAAAGCAUCCAUUCUUCAGCGAUCAGCCUUCUUUAUGGUCCAGCUCUCACUUCCAUACAUCACUACUGGGAAAACCAUAGCUGGGAAAACCAUACAUGGUGGGAGGCAGCAAAGCUGAAAACUGGCCAGUCUCUAAAACACAGGCCCUUCCCCUGUUGUGCCCCGGGGGAAGAGAUGCAAUGGGUGCCCAUUGCCAGGGCAUCAGGUCUCUCUCCUGAAAGCUGCAUCAGCUCCAGACUCGGCUGCUUCUAUCAGUUGGGGGGGGGUGAUCAAUUGAUGUGCAUGUGCCAGGCUGAAGGCCCCCACAGGACUCUGGCUGGCCACUGGGAGAACAGGAUGCUGGACUAGGUGGGCUCCCUUUGGCCUGAUCCAGCAGCCGGGCUCUUCUGAUGUUCUGGUGGAACCUUCAGGUCCAGGGGCAGUCUGUCUCAAUUCCUAGGUUCUUUAAGGCAUUUGGCGGCUGAGACCACAUAACACCGGUCCUAAAAGACCUACAUUAGCUCCGGCUGGCCGCCUCAGCACCUCGCUAGCUCGCUCGCCCCCGAACUCAUGGCGCAGACCCGCCCGCUGCAGAAGAGCCCGCUGCAGUGCUCCAACCGACGGGUGAGCUCUUCCCUGGACUUCAACUCUCAGGCCCCGGACUCUCAGUCUGGCACCCCUGAGAGCCUGGCACCCAGGUGCCCCCCACCCCUGGCGCCUAUGGUUAAGACGGCCCUGGGUGGAAGGAAACCUGUGGGAGAAAAUUCCCUUUUGGGGGGUUCAAGUACAGAGGCUCACCCCAAAUCCCCAACUAGCCAGACGUGAUUCAGUAAUGCAUUACCAGAUGGAAUCCAUUAGUGUCUGCGAGAGAAUUUCCAUUAGCACACGCCCUUCACAGGAAAGAAACAUGCCAUCUUGGCUGCUUAUUCUUCUGCCUAUCCCCUUCUGCCACCCCAGCUCAAAGUCUCUCGUCCAGCCACAGUCCUGGGAAACACUUUGGGCUCAUGCACAAUCCGUUCCUUCCUGAAACUCCAUCUGCCCUGUGCCAAGAAGACUCACGCCCUCUCUCAUUCUCUGCCUCUCUGUGUCUCUUAGAGAAGCCUGGGAAAUGCCCCCUGGUACAACGGAAGACGCCCUCAGGAGGAGGAGAGCCGUGCAGCGACACCUGCGCCCACGACUGGCAGUGCAAGGGGGACCAGAAGUGCUGUUUCUCCGGCUUCUCCAUGGAAUGCACCAACGUCCCCCAAGGUGCCAAGGCAGGAGGGGGCAGGCCAGCUGAGGAAGCUGCCAGAGGCCGGGGUGGCACCAUGAGAGGAUGGGCACCGUUGUAAACAAAAUCUGCCCCUUUUUCCCUUAUGGGCUUUUGUAGGUUCUCUAUCGGUAGGAGAAAAUAACAGAGACCAACCAGAGAAUAUUGAGAAGCAAAAUAGCUAGUAAGCCUGAUCUUUAUUAAAGCUGUUGCAACAGGGUGCUCCCUUCACAUGCAGGAAAGGAGGAGGACCCAGAACGCAGGUGUGUCUGCCCUUAUAUAGACAUUUUAAAUUGCCAUCCCUGGAGUCCAAGACCACCCCCAGAAACAUCAUACCUACAUCACAGAAAAGGCGGUCUACAACAGAAAUCUGAGUGCAUUGUUUUUACCUUGUAUGCCAGGUUACCUGUUAAUGUUCACUUGACUGGAUACCCUGGGGAGCCUGGCCAGUCUUUUGUAAUGAUAAUACUUAAUUCCUGAGCCAAGUCACAGGCUCACCCUAUUCACACCUUAAAUGUGCCCUUAAGGCAGGAUUUGUGAGGACAGAGACAAUGGGGAGGUUUCUGCAUUUCCUUCGAACUUGCAGAGAAAUAUUUGAGGUGACUGAAAGAGUCAAACUGGCUUUAGGACUUUUCCUGUGGGUUUUGGACAUGUGGUUUAUAUAUUUACUGGUAUAUAUGUGUUUGCUUGGUACGUUUAGGAAUAUAUAUAUAUAUAUGACCUAAAAAUUCUUAUAACAGCACCCCUGGCAGGUGAAUCUCAGGAGGCUCAUACAGUCACAAGGGAUCCCAGGGGUCAUCUAGCUCAGCCCUCUGCAAUGCAGGAAUUGCAGCUAAAACCACUGCUUUUCCUCUCUUGCUCCAGCUGCCUGUUUGGGCUGAGGGACUUGACUCAGCUGCCCUGGGGAUCCAUCACGCAAGGCCCCCAUUGGCCUAGGAAGAGUGCAACGGGUGGGCUUUGGGACAGGGGUCUCGGCACUCUUCUCCAGCAGCGGGGACAUCCCUCCCUCAGACAGUCUGGUGGGUUUGAUAAGAGAGGAAGGGUCCCCAAUGGGUGCUCAGGACUCUUCCCUGACAAGAGUGAAAAGACGGGGAGGGGAGACCAGCAGCUCCUUGACCAGGGCUGAUGCUGCUGGUGGAGCUGACUGCUUCCUUUUAGCUGAGGCACCCCUGGGGGAAGACACGGGGUGCAGGGGUUUACAGUGUCCGACCAGGACCUGGUAAAGGGCAGGGUUCGAAUCCCCCACUCAGCUAGGAUGAAGCUCACAGGGUGUGAUCUUCAUUGCCUCUCGGCCUAACCUACCUCGCAAGGUUGUGGUGCGGAUUGAAGGAGAAGGCGAGAACCGUGCAGACCACCCUGAGCUCUUUGGAGGAGAAGGUGGGACAGAAAUGCAAUAAACAAACAAACAAAUGAGAGGAACGGGCACAGCUCCAAAGGCCCGUGGGGGGGGUCAGCCUUUGUGCUUUUUGUGGGGAGGCCUGGUAGGGUGAAGGACAGCACCUCUGUGACCACUCAGCUUUCUCUUCUAGGGUCCCCUACAUCCAGCACCUCCUAA
Messenger RNA from Podarcis lilfordi (Lilford's wall lizard), 9119 nucleotides. Lineage: Eukaryota; Metazoa; Chordata; Lepidosauria; Squamata; Lacertidae. The record is from the annotation of a GenBank genome assembly.